AUGGAGAACCAGCAGGAUGAUCAACAGGGUCAUACAAGAUGGGCCGAUUUCCGACCCGACCAUGAUGAGUUCACUGGCUCGGCGGUUCGUGGAAGGUCAGGAUCCACCACCCAUCUCUCACGCCCUCUCGAUAGUCACUCGGGAGCAACCUCUCAGGCUACUUCUGCGGCUGGCCUCAGAGUUGUCUCAAAGGGUUUCGCAGAAGUGGAUGCCAGUCCGGGGAGAAGGCCUGCCAAAGAUUUAGGUGGCGUGGAAAAGCGAAAAUGCAACUCGGACCCCAUCUCCCAAGGCUCUGAUGAUCUUCAAGCGGCAACACAAGAGAUACUUCCAAAAAAUCUUCAAGCACGUCGACUAUCAGUACCGGACUGA
This is a messenger RNA of Penicillium pulvis, 369 nucleotides long. RefSeq lists its product as uncharacterized. NCBI's taxonomy places the organism in Eukaryota, Fungi, Ascomycota, Eurotiomycetes, Eurotiales, Aspergillaceae. Bases 1 to 369 code for a protein of 122 amino acids. The transcript has 2 exons. The record is from RefSeq and is a predicted model, not a curated record.